Messenger RNA from Anas platyrhynchos (mallard), 5353 nucleotides. RefSeq names its product Src like adaptor 2 (gene SLA2). The record is from RefSeq and is a predicted model, not a curated record. NCBI's taxonomy places the organism in Eukaryota, Metazoa, Chordata, Aves, Anseriformes, Anatidae. Gene Ontology annotation, molecular function: protein binding.
CGCAUGCGUCACAGGAAACACCAGCAGCUGCUGGUGCCCAGGCAGCGCUCAGCCCCAUCACCACGCACCCCGAGCAGGCAGCACGGCCAAGAGCAGCCUAGCCUCUGGCUCCAGCACAGGAAAAUACCCAAACCUAGAGCAGAAGGACAAGGAGGCAGCGAACAGGACCUUCCCUGAAUGAGGGAGCCCCAUCACUGCAGGAGGAUCCCCUCUGUGGAGCCUCGGUGCCUUGGGGACCACGCUGGAGGCACCACCCAGCACAGCAGAGCCCAGCCGAUGACUGCCCAGCCCUGAUGAGCCUGGUGCGAUGGUGACAGCAGCAAGCAGCAGCCAGUCGUGGCUGCGGGUGGUGGCCGGGGGCAGGCGCUGACCCCCACAGGUGCAGCGAAGGAUGGGGAGCCUGCCCAGCCGGGAGAAGCCGUUCAGCAUCCCAAUGGCAGCUGCUGUCCCCACACCGUCCCCGAUGCCCACGCAGGCAGCCCCGAACAGCUUCCUGGCACUGGCCCUGUGCGACUUCCCCUCUGGCUCAGAUGCACCCACUGUCCUGAGGAUGGGAGAGCAGCUCAACGUCCUCUCUGAGGACGGGGAGUGGUGGUUGGUGGCGUCCAAGGUGUCUGGCAAGGAGUGCCUCAUCCCCAGCAGCUGCGUGGCCAAGGUGUGGCACAGGUGGCUGUACGAGGGCAUCAGCCGGGAGAAGGCAGAGGAGUUGCUGCUCCGACCUGGCAACCACAGCGGGUCCUUCCUGAUCCGGCAGAGCCAGACCAGGAAAGGCUGCUACUCCCUGUCGGUGCGGCGCACUGAGCUCACCUCCUGGGACUCGGUCACACACUACCGCAUCCACCGCCUGGAGAACGGCUGGCUCUACAUCUCUCCGCGGCUCACCUUCUCCAACCUGCACGAUCUCGUGGACCACUACACAGAGUGUGGGGAGGGGCUGUGCUGUGCCCUCAGGCAGCCCUGCUCCAUAGAGGGUGCGAGGGCAGCUCCAGCCCUGGCCCAGCCCACCGUGGUGAAGAAGCCAUCACUCAACUGGGACAAGAUCGACAGUUCUGUCCUGUUGUCGGAGGCUGUGCCACCACUGGAGGAAGAGGAGGAUUCCCCCAUCAGCCUGGGCCUUCGGGAAGCUAUCAGCUCCUACCUCCUCCUGACAGAUGGGGAGGUACCAGAGAUGGGCUCUGCAGGGAAAGGGGUGAAGAACAGCUGAGGGCAGGACCCCGCUCAGCUGCAGCCCCAGGAUGGGCACCCAGGCCUGGUUGCAGCCUUCACCUGCCUCAGCUGCUGUCAUUCACCACAGCUGAGCGCAGCGCUCCUGGGGAGUGAGGCCCCUCCAGCACUGAUGCCCAGGCACCUCAGGACACGGCAAGACCUCCAUCCCAGCCCUGGGUUUCCUCGCUGUGAUCUGCUGAGCCCUCAGGCAUCACCCCAGGCCUUUGCCUUCUGCUCCCAUGGGACGCUUCCCUGACUGCUCCACAGAGAGGGCCUGCGUCUGGCCUGGCCGCAGCUGUGCUCACUGACAGCAACGCAACUCAGGCAGAGGCACAAACCAACCCAACCAGGCCCCUCACUUCACAUACAGAUUAUUGUUUUUUGGGUGAUGGUGUUGUCUGUGCAGCACAGGGCCUGGGAGCCCCCCCUUUUAAUCACUCCCUUCAGCCUGAUGAGGAACAGACCCUGCCCCAGAGCAGAAGCAGCCAGGAGGAGACCACCCCACUUUCAUCACAAGAAGCUGCUUUUUAAACCUUUAAACUGGCCAUUAACCAGGAUCCUGCUGGCCACACAGCAAUAACUUUCUAAUAUCUUAAUGAAAGAGCACCUCAUUAACAGGUGAGGGGUGGUGACUAAAUCAUGAGCUGACAGCUGAAGCAGCAGUGCCAGUUUCCAUCCACUGCAUCUGUGGGGGCUUUGCCUGUGCUGUUGCCCCUGGCACGGAUGGUUCCUCAGGGUACAUUAAUCAGGCCUAAAGGUUUAAAAAUGUUUAUUUUAAUUGAUGUUCUGGGUGGGGUAGGGGGAGAAAUUGAUCCAACAAAAGGACUAGGUGAGAGAAGAGUCAGAAUGCAAACACUGUUGUCAAACGCUGAUCUUAGCUACAACUCUUUCAGCCAGAUGAAGCAGGCUGUGACCUCAUUAAAAGCAGUAUAAAUGCAUCAAAACAGAAAGACAACUGAGCCCUCAUUUUCAGCAGCCCCUUAUCAGCAAAGAAAGGUUUGGGGAAAGCGCCUGAAGCUUCCUCUGUGGUGAGAAUUUAUGUAGAAGCAAUUUCGCUGCCUAGUAACCUUCUUUCCUUCCUUCUUUGAGCUCUCAGAGGUUGGCUGCGGCAAGACCCCAACUAUUGACACGUUUUCUACCUUUUACACAUUCAAUAAUCACUCCAUUUUUCACAUCUAAUUUGCUCUUGCACAUCCAUUGCAAAUUUUUACCUUUCCUUCUCUUAAGCAGCCUGUAACUUUACACGCUUGCUCAGCCUGGGCCCAGGUGCCACCUGAGGGCAGGGGCUGCCCUCUUCCUGACCCCCAGUGGGGUUUAUUCCUCAGCCUCCAGUUUGACCCACGGGCAGCCAAGGCUGCUGCUGGCACUGGAGGAAGCUGCAGUUAAGCAGCUGCCUCUCUGCUAUUUGCAUUCUAGUGAUUUUGUAAAAAUGCCUGGCACCAAAGCCAAUAUAAGUCCUUCCCAGGCCCAUCUGCCUCAGAGCCUUGCUUCCUUCCAGCCCCAUGGCAGUUCUGCUCCCAGCCCUAGCAGCUCCUGGUUCUGCAAACACUUCUCUCCUGCUGGGAAGCAUAGGCACAAACCCCAGCGCUGAGCAGUGUUGUGGCCAAGGCUUCUGCUUCACGGUGGGAUCCCAGCCCCGCUCCCUGCAGCACAGCACUGCAAGGGACAGCCCCAAGGGUGCACGGGCAGCAGAGCCCUGCCAGUUGCCUCAGGCUGCCAAGGCAGGCCAGGGGGAAGCGGCCUCCUGCUGCAGCCUGUCCUCAGUGCCCAAGGUGCUCCAACUGCUCAGGGAGUGGCUGGGCAGCCGAUGCUCUCCCCUGCAUCAGGGGCAUGCUGAGCCUGCAGAGAUGUGGCCAUUUUGGCCAGAUUAGCCGUAUGGUGGACAGCACUGACCUCUUCUGAAAGUUGAAAUUACAAGUACUUAGCGACAUGCAGAAUGCAGCCUCUCACUGAGCCCAUGCUCUACUCCUCCCAUUCCUCCAUGAAACAAUUUCAUAGAAUCAUUAAUGUUGGAAAGGACCGCCAAGAUCAGCUGGUCCAACCACCACCCUACCACCAUUCUCACCCCAAAAACCAUGCCCCUAAACACCACGUCCAACUUUUCCUUAAACACCCCCAGGGACAGUGACUCCACCACCUCCCUGGGCAACCUGUCCCAAUGCCUGACUGCUCUUUCUGAGAGGAAAUGUCUCCUCAUUUCCAACUUUACCGACGCAAAAACUCUACCCCCCCCCCCCCCCUAUUUAUUAUUAUUAUUAUUUUUAAUCUAGUUUUUAGAAGCUCUGCUACUAUUGCCCAAGCAUUCAUUAUUUGGAAGAGUUCCUCUUAGGUUUGCAGUAUGGUCUAAUGAGGAAAAAAUUUAUUGUUUUCUGAGGUUUUGAUUACUUAUUUGAACAGUACUUUAUCGUGGGGAGAAGAGUGCAGAGCUCCAUGUAUUGUCUUCACAAGAGUGAGGAGCUGUUGAAACACCAGCACUGCAGCAGCAAUGCUGCUCCAGCAUCAAAUCAAGCGUGAAUGAGAUUCCAAGGUCUGGAUGACAAUCAAUGGUGUAUCAUUGUAAUUACAAUAGCUGAUAACGUGGACAAGUAACAGUGAGAAUAUUCAAAUGUUUGUGUAUAAAAUUUCUUAGACUGACAAAGCCUCAAGGUGAAUCUACCCAUGUGUAGGCUGCUGAUGAUUUGGCAACUGUCUCCUGAUAUGAGAGUCUACCCCCAGGAGAACCCUAACACCAAAGUAAAAUCUAAAGCAGCUCACAGCAGAGGGCACACAUUCCCAAACACAGCCAGCCACUGCACACAUUUCAGCACAUUAUUUCACACUGCUGAUCACUUAAACAUCAGAGCCAGGUUUUCUAAAUGUGAGCAGAUUUCAUUCAACCAUGAAACACAAGCCUAGCUCUGCCAUCAGUGGCCUGUUUCUCUGGGCUUCACAAGCUAGGCUCCAGCAGAGCAGUACCUGCUGGCUUUACAAUCUUGGAGCUCUACUGGAAGCUUGUUUCAAGAAUGAAGUUAUGCAGACCGGCUCGUUAGGACAAAGGAACAAACUUUCCUCGUGUUUAUGCUUUAUCAUCAUUCCCUUGUAUAGCAAAGACUCAGCUUUUCCAUUAAGCUUGUUGCUGCUGCUGGCCUUCAGUUUGACUGGUAGUUUUUAGGAUUAGUCACAGGUGCUACAUAACCACUCCCUUCUAGCUCAACUCUCCCAACUCUACCUGAAACACCUGCAAACCCACUGCCUAAGGGGCAACAUCUCCACCUCAAAAUAGUACUGAAAUUAUACUUGGGCCUUUUGUGAAAGAAAUCACUGAACAGAUGAGCCAGGUGCCUCUCACUGACACUGCAAAAUACUCUGCAGCAUCUCUGGUGGGCUCCAUCAUUGAAAUAUAUAUUUUAAGUGUUCAAAUAAUUAUUAUUUUUUUUGGAUUUGGAAAUAAAAUAUAAGCUCCCCUUCUGAAACAGUAUAACACAGAGUUUACCUAAUAGGAAUAUCUAUGAGACAGAUCUGGAAAACAAUCACUGAUGCUUUGAGAACAGUUAAGAUCUCCAUUCUACUCUAACUACUGUACCUAUGUUUCAAUGUGAAGUGUACACAAGAGUCCAAAAAUAUUUUAGUGAAUAAUCAUUAAUUGAAACAAAGACUUUACUAAGACUUAACCAACAAAAACCUAUUUAUUUAUUCCAAACACCAAGGUACAGUUUUCAAGUUUUGCAAAUAUUGCUCCAAAGCAAAAUUUUAUAUACAGCGCCCUCAGUUCUAAUAGUGCAUUAACAAAGACAAAUAUACUUAUGUAUCCACAGUGCAAUGUUUGCUCAUUUCAUCAAGGCUCCACGUUGCAUUCACUUACCAGUGAUUUAAAGAAACAUAAAAAAGUGACUUGCCAGACCAAACAGUUGGUCCAGACUAAGAAAUAACAAUGUGGAAACUUGCAAAAAAAAAAAAAAAAAAAAGGACAAAAAUGAACCCAGGAAAAGUACAUUAAAGAAACUUUCCUGAACAUGAAAAAUGCUAGUCUAUUUUAAAUAAAUAUUUUCAGUCUUUACCUGCAAGAACUUAUUCUCUAGCUCUACUAAGGAAAACAAGUCUCCAGUAUGUCAUUUCACUCAACCAUCAGAACUGUCUUUUCUUCCAAACCAUAAGUAUUGCCCUGAGA